Molecule: messenger RNA, 951 nt
Organism: Ceutorhynchus assimilis (cabbage seed weevil)
Lineage: Eukaryota; Metazoa; Arthropoda; Insecta; Coleoptera; Curculionidae
Source: the annotation of a GenBank genome assembly
AUGUCACCUCCAAAACAUAUUAAAUUAAAUAACGGCAUUGAAUUGGCUACAAUUGGCUUGGGAACUUACAGGUCUCAGCCGGGCCAAGUCGAAGAAGCUGUAAAAGCCGCUAUCGACAUUGGAUAUCGUCAUUUCGAUUGCGCCUCGAUUUACGGCAAUGAAAAAGAAGUAGGCAACGCUAUCAAUGAGAAAAUUGCCAGUGGUACAGUUAAAAGAGAAGAAUUAUUCAUUACUAGUAAAUUAUGGAACAAUUUCCAUGUCAAAGCUGCAGUAGUACCAAAACUCAAAGAGAGCCUGGAAGCUUUCAAUCUAGACUACCUAGACCUCUAUCUGGUUCAUUGGCCUUAUGCCUUCAAAGAAGAUGGUCCUUUAUUGCCAACUGGAAAUGUUAAAGAAUUCUUCAGCGAUAUAGAUUAUUUGGAAACUUGGCAAGGCAUGGAAGAAGCUGUCAAAUUAGGCCUAACAAAAUCCAUUGGCGUUUCAAAUUUUAAUGCGGAGCAAAUUGAUAGACUGGUCAAAAAUUGCACUGUAAAACCUGUAGUGAAUCAGGUCGAAUGCAACCCAAAUUUGAACCAAAAAAAGCUGAUCAAAUUCUGUCAGGAUAGAGAAGUAGUUGUGGUAGGAUAUUGUCCAUUGGGUAGAAGCGAGUACGUUGGCAGACCAGGUUUUCCAGAACCAACAAUUUUUGAUGCUAAAGUUGCCGAAAUCGGCAAGAAAUUCAAUAAAACUUCAGCUCAAGUUGUACUAAAUUACAUUAUCAAUAACUUAGGUGUUGUGGUUAUUCCUAAAUCGGUAAGUCCUUCAAGGAUUAAGGAGAAUUUUGAAGUUUUCGAUUUUGUUUUGGACUGUCAGGAUGUUGCGUAUUUGGAUUCAUGCAAUAAAAAUCAAAGAGUAUGUCCUUCGAGUGAUUUUAAAGAUCACAAAUAUUACAGUUUUAAUGCUGAAUUUUAA